AUGGAUCUGCCGCCUCCUGCCGUGCCCACAGAUGCCGAUGCAGUGGCGUCUCUGGAGAGAGGCUUUCAGAGCUUCAAGCGCAGGCCCAGCAGGUCACGAAGCCCGGCCAAGAGGAAAGAGCCCGCUGUUUGGCCAGAGGCGGUGCCGGACUUCUACGAGGAUGCUGUGGGCUUAAUCGGUGUGAAGGACAACCACGGUGCACUGCUCGAAGAGGCUUUCCCGGUAGACGUCGUGCCCCUGCCGCGGCGAUCGCUUCACGGCGCAGCUUCGUUGCGACGUCGGCGGUUUCGCCAUUGGGCGGCGCACGAGGCCGACGAUGCGCCGCCAAGACGCCGCUUCUUCCGCAAGGUUGCCAAAAGGCCCGAGCAGGAGUUUGUCACAUCGCCAGAUGCUUGGCAGGCUGCGGCCGCCGCAGCUGCACACCUUUCAACCUUCCAGGCAGAGUUGCCAGAGCCGGACUUCUUGCCAAUCAUGCCGACACCGGCGCAGCUACGUGCGCCUAGCUGGGGAACCGCUUGCAGAAAUGCGCGCCUUGCGGCCCUCCGAGAGCGCUGCCAGAAGUCGGAAGGUGAUGCAACGGCCUGGCUUGACUUCGCGGAGUUCCAGUGGUCGCAGGUGGGCGAAGAGUUAUCGGCUCCUCCUCGCCAGGUCAGAGAGAAGCAGCGGGCAGUGCUUGAGGCUGCCCUGACGAAGCAGCCUGGAGCUCCAGACGUGAGGCUGAUUCGUGCCCUGGCAGCUGCGGAGGCGGACGGAGCAGCUGCCUUGCCUGUGCAGGAUCUCCUGGCAGCCCGGCGCCAACGCCUUCUUCAGUGCAGCCAUGCUGAAGUUGCCGAGGAGCUGGUGUGGGGUUUCCUGGAGGCCUGCAUGAUGGGCGGCGCUGGCGGCAAGGACUUCUCCCUCUUGGAGGGUGCUCCAGUGUUGCGGGGUGCUCCGACGCCAGAGCGCAUGCCGGCGCCGGUGGAGACCGUGAGGAAGGCCGUGAUGGAAACAUUGACCUUUCUCGAAGUCAGGAAGGCAGCAGCCGGUCACGAUGGCCAGGCAGUGGCAGCUCUGGAAAGAGCAGAGCUGGCGGCCGUGAGUUGCAUGGCAUUCGCCGAGGCUACCUCGGGUCGGCCGUCAAAGGCGCUGGAGAUCUUGCGAGGUGUCGCCACCUUGGCGGUGUUCUUCCCCGGAGGUUUGCCGGGUCAAGGAGAGCAGGCCAUCUUCGCAUCCGUGUGGAAGUCGAAAUGCAGACUGGGCGCGCGCGGCGCCCUUCGUGCUUUGCAGGGCCUCGGGCUCUUCACGGGGAAGCUCCCGGAAGCCUUGGAGCCCCUGGCCGAGUUCUUGGACUCCAAAGAGGAUCCCAAGCCACAGCCGCUGAUGAAGCCGCGCGCCGGCCAUACUUGUGCACUGCUGCGCGUUGGUGGCGGUCGCCUGCGGAACUGGUGCGCCGACGAGCUCCAGCGUUUUAUGGGGCUUAGUGAUGCUGGAGUGCCCGAACCAGAGAUGGUCUUCGAGGAGCUGGAGCCGGUAUUGAUCCCCUUCCGCACUGAGGGUGCGCGCAAGGAGGCCGCGAUGCGAUUUCUGGACCUGCUUGGAGCACCGACGCUUGGCAGGCAUCCGAGCUCUUCCCGCUACGCGCAGGCCUUCCUGGAGGCCUUUGCGCCGUUGUCGCUGCAGCUGCAACCUCCGGAAGCCUCGCGGCAGAGUCGGGUGCCGCCCCUGGGCAUGCUCCCUGCCUGCUCCUGUCGCGAGGCGAUUUUAGCCCAUGCCGCCCUGCAGUGCACAGCUCAGUGGCCAAAGGAGCUGCUGUUGCUGGAGGCUCUGCUGCCAGCACUGCGCAGCCUGGCAGGCGACGAGAAUGAGGCGGUAAAACUGCCGCGCCGGGUGCUGCGAGCAUCCGACGACCCGAGGCUUUUCUUCGCCUAUGCUCAUGCGCUUUGGGAGCAAGGUCACAGAGGGCAAGCGCGAGAUGUCCUACUGAAGCUUUGUGCCACAUCGCCGAACACCGGCGUAGCUGACGCAAGGGUUGCGAUGGCGUGGUGGCGCCUGGAAUUGCUCGCCGGCGAGAUUCCUCGCGCAGCUCGCGUGGUGCUGGCGCUUGCAUUCGGCUGCUUCGACGAGGGGGUGCUCGCAGAUGCACCUCUCGAUGCGCGAGAGGGAGGCAUGCGCCGUCUACAGAGUAUCGGUCGAUUGCAGCAGCUGCUUCCGCGGAGUGGAAAGGGCGACGGCGGUGGCGCAGGAGGCUUGUUGGUCUCUUCGUACCAAUCCGUGGUGCUGGCGCUGUGCUCUUUACUGGCAGCCGCUUCUGCAAGGAAGGCUUUGGAUUGCCUGCUGAACGAGGUUCCUUGGGCUGCAGAUGGUUCGAGCCACGACCGCUUGUGUGCCCUCAGCAUGGAAGCAGGCCCUUCACGGCCUACUGUGGCCAGUCGUGAAGCUCACGAGGCGGCAUGUGGCUGGACUCUGGUCGGAGAAGGGGUGCUGGCGCUACUCCGUCGUCAGGCGGCCACCCCGCCAAGACUGCUGCUGGAGGCUGUGCGAAUUUGCCUUCGCUUGGAUCCUGGCAAUCUGUUUGCGCUGCGCGUCCUUUGCACUACUCGCCUCCGCCAGGGGCGUGUGUCCGCACUGCGGCGGGAGCUUGACGAAGCCCUGUGCCUGCACCGACCCAUGCCUUUGGGCGCCGGCGCUGGCCGUUGGUUCGAUUCUUUCCGGAUCGGCCUGGAGGCCGAGCUUAUGGUAGCUCCCGGCGGACAGCGCCCAGCGGCCCUUUGUGAGAAAGCUGCUGCGACAGCAGCAGUUUCUCCGGUGGGCAGCGGAGCGCUUUGGGGGCUCUAUGCCACCAGCCUGUUGGCCAAGCUGCAGGGGACCUCGUUCGACCGAGGUGUUGCCGAGGAGCUCUGGCGCUGCACGGUGCGUGCAGUCAGCCACGCACCGUUGUGCAAGGUACUAUGGCUUCUGCACUUAGCAGGCUGUGAGGCACGAGCCGGUGGCCCAGAGCCCACACCAGAUGAGGAGGAGGUGGUGGACCUUGUGGAGGCCCUCGAGUCGAAGCAAAUCUUCCUCCAGGGCGACCCCUUGGAAGCCAUUGCAUAG
This is a messenger RNA of Symbiodinium sp. CCMP2592, 3072 nucleotides long. The record is from the annotation of a GenBank genome assembly. NCBI's taxonomy places the organism in Eukaryota, Dinophyceae, Suessiales, Symbiodiniaceae.